AAAAAAAAAAUAGAAAAGGAAUUUCCUCUGUCUUCAGCUUCCAUGGCGGAUUGAUUCAUCAGAAACAGAAUUGAAUGUAGAGAGAGAAAGUAGAGAGAGAGAAGGGUGGGGGAGAAGUCGCCUUCUUCAUUGCUUCAACAUUCCACCUCUUCUAUCUCUCUCUCUCUCUCUCUCUCUCUCUCUUUCAUCUGGAGAAUUAUAUUCUCAAAUUCCCCGAUCUGCCCUCAUCUCGAUACCCUUUUUCUUAUUUGUAUUCGUAUUCGUCCUCGUUCCCCUGGUCGUCGUCGUUGUCAUCUUCUUCUGCCUACUCCUAUCAGUUCUUGAAACAGCAUAUAUAUAUAUAUAUAUAUAUAUACAACCAACAAGAACGGAGACAUAUCAACCCCCUCGUCACCUCUUUCAUUCCAUAGUUGCGGAGUGCCCGGAGGAGAAUUUAAUUCCUGAGCCUUUCCCUUCACGUAACUCCAAAGGUAUGUCUAUGGUCUAGUCCUCUCCGCCGAACCUUGGAUCAUUCCAGUCUUCUUCCCGCUUUGCUGUUACAUCAUUGUUUCAAUGCCUGGCCGAGCAAUGGAAGCUGCUUCUUGCGUGUUAGAUGAGCCGACGGGGAACAUAAACAACCUGCCAUUCCCUAAGGAGAGGUUCAGCCAGCAGAUGUCUCCCAGAAGCCCCCUGAGUCCCGACACUCCCCGGAGCGACUCGAUUGAUCUUGCGCUUGAUGGGGUCCUGGACACUUCCAUUGAGCAGCUUUACCACAAUGUGUGCGAGAUGCAGAGCUCCGAUCACUCACCUUCAGGGCCGAGCUUCUUGUCGUAUGGGGAGGAAUCGAGGAUCGACUCGGAACUGUGCCACCUUGUCGGGUAUUUUGGGGACUUGGAGAUCACGAAAGAGGUGGUCAUGAUGGAGAAUGGAGAGCAGAAUGAUGGAGGAAGCGAUUCGAUCCGGAGUGGCAGCGAUGACCCAAAGAAGAAAGCGAGCAAGUUCAUCGGGGAAAACCCAAAGAAGCUCCAGAUGAGUAUUUCUUCUUCUCCGAAUUCCAGGAUGCAAUUGGCAAAUCCUAGACCUCUUAGUGGGAGGAAGAACAGGACUCCCGCUCCGAGGAAGCAAAGGAAUCCCGGUCUUCCCUCGGUGAAGUUUCAGAAGGUAAAAGAAGCUUCUGGUGAUUCGGGUUUGGACAACUCGGACCUCGGGCCAUUCUUGCUUAAGCAGACACGGGAUAUGGUGGCGAGUGGGGAAAAUCCUCGGAAAGCCCUCGAGUUCGCUGUUCGGGCGGUGAAGUGCUACGAGAAAUGCUCGGACGGGGAAAAAUCGAGCUUAGAGCUCGUUAUGUGCCUCCACUUUUUAGCUGCAAUUUACUGCAAGUUGGGCCAGUACAGUAAGGCAAUCCCCAUCCUUGAGCGGUCCAUCGAGAUUCCAGUGCUGGAAGAAGGUGAGACCCAUGCCUUGGCGAAGUUCGCAGGUUGUAUGCAGCUUGGGGACACAUACGCAAUGCUGGGUCAGAUCGAGAACUCAAUUCUGUUCUACACGGCGGGGUUGGAGAUACAAAAGCAGUUUCUGGGCGAAACGGACCCGAGGGUGGGUGAAACCUGCCGGUAUGUGGCCGAGGCUCAUGUUCAGGCCCUGCAGUUCGACGAAGCCCAGAAACUAUGCCAGAUGGCCCUCGACAUCCACCGGGAGAGCGGGUUAAUUGAGGAGGCUGCAGACAGGAGGCUCAUGGGGCUAAUAUGCGACUCGAUGGGGAAUUACGAAUCUGCUCUUGAGCAUUUAGUCCUUGCAAGCAUGGCUAUGGCAUCAAGUGGCCAGGAACUCGACGUGGCUGCAAUUGAUCAGAGCAUCGGGGAUGCAUACCUAUCCUUGGCCCGGUACGACGAGGCUAUAUGUGCAUAUCAGAAGGCACUCACUGUGUUCAAGUCAGCAAAGGGUGAGAAUCACCCCACAGUAGCCUCAGUGUUUGUCCGGUUGGCAGACUUGUACAACAAAAUUGGGAAGUUCAAGGAGUCGAAGUCCUACUGCGAGAAUGCAUUAACAAUCUAUGGCAAGGCCAACCCCGGGAUCCCAUCAGAGGAGAUUGCUGCAGGGCUUAUCGAUGUCUCUGCCAUCUACCAGUCCAUGAACGAACUCGAGCAGGCACUCAAGUUACUUAAGAAAGCUCUGAGAAUCUACGGGAAUGCCCCGGGACAGCAGAGUACGGUUGGAGGAAUCGAGGCCCAGAUGGGGGUCAUGUACUACAUGAUGGGGAAUUUUGCUGAUUCGUAUGACACGUUGAAAGCCUCGAUUUCAAAGUUCCGAGAGAGUGGUGAGAAGAAGUCUGCUUUGUUUGGAAUCGCCUUGAACCAGAUGGGUCUUGCCUGUGUCCAGCGUUAUGCGAUAAAUGAAGCUGCAGAACUGUUUGAAGAGGCAAGGGAUAUCCUGGAGAACGAAUACGGUCCCUAUCACCCCGAUACGCUGGGAGUCUACAGCAAUUUGGCUGGCACAUAUGAUGCAAUGGGCAGGGUGGAUGAUGCAAUCGAGAUUUUGGAGUACGUGGUGGGGAUGAGAGAGGAGAAGCUCGGGACGGCAAACCCUGACGUGGAUGAUGAGAAGCGAAGGUUAGAGGAGCUGCUGAAAGAAGCUGGGAGAGUCAGGAGCAGGAAGUCGAGGAAGCUGGAAACCUUACUAGACAACAACUAUCGAAACACGAAUGGCGAUGGCAUCAUUUUCCUGUAAUGUAUGCUUCUAAUGUAUAUUUGUUCAGUGUAAAGCUUAGUGCAGGAUAGAGGGCUUGCUUGUUCAUUCAUAAGAAUUCCGACUAUGAGAUGAUUUUGCGAGAGGAAAUUAUCAGGUUGAUGGAGUGUUCUGUAAUGUUUCAUUUGUAUUACUUUGAAUUGCAAUAAAAGAAAGGUUGGAGUUUCAUUUUCUAA
Molecule: messenger RNA, 2897 nt
Organism: Punica granatum (pomegranate)
Lineage: Eukaryota; Viridiplantae; Streptophyta; Magnoliopsida; Myrtales; Lythraceae
Source: RefSeq, a predicted model, not a curated record